AUGGCUACAGGUAUCGAAGAGGGCAAGACCGUGGCGAUUCUUGGAAGAGAGCACAAGAAGCCGAAGAAGCCAGACAAGAAGAUGCGAGAGGAGCAAGAGGGUGAGAAAUUAUUGCGAGUGUUGUAGAU
Molecule: messenger RNA, 128 nt
Organism: Cylicostephanus goldi
Lineage: Eukaryota; Metazoa; Nematoda; Chromadorea; Rhabditida; Strongylidae
Source: the annotation of a GenBank genome assembly